Molecule: messenger RNA, 924 nt
Organism: Amoebophrya sp. A120
Lineage: Eukaryota; Dinophyceae; Syndiniales; Amoebophryaceae
Source: the annotation of a GenBank genome assembly
GUCUUGGCGCGCGGCCGCACCGGGGAAUGAUGCACGCCACCGCUAAACAUUGUUUCUACCGCAGGUCGUGAAAAGCGCAAGCAAAUGUAGAGGAAAAUAUGGUUACAAAAGUACGGUACCGGGCCUUCACAAUGUGUGAUAAACCCAGUUUUAUUUACGUGAUGAAAUCAGUACGAGUACGUUGUCAACUACACUUCUUUACCCUACUCUCUGGAUUUAUUUCUUCUCCUCCCUGUGGAUAUCCGAAGAAAACCGCUGAUCGCAUUCGCGAUUCUCCUGCAGUUUUCUUGCUCCCCGUCCCGAAUCGUCGAAAAAAAGAUCUAUGAUUCAUACGUUUAUUUUCAAAUUGUGCCAUUUCUAUUUGUUCAGAAGAUUGAGUCUAAGACAGAGGCAGUACCUGUACCAUGCGCGACGAAAACCUCAAUAAACCUCAGUUCGUUUUUCCAAACGACGCUUUGUUUUUCAAUUUCACUACACUGACUACUAUAGGUGCGCUUGGUAAUACUAAUAUCUUCUAGGAGCAGUUCCAUCUUCUGGAAACGCGAGAGUAAAACGAUUGGCACUACAUUGAUGUCAAGUCCUUGAUGCAAAUGAUGUUUUCAUACCCACGAUGUGAAAGAAUAGAAUACGGGGGUUGCGGAGUGAAGCAACGAAUCGCUUGAUAAACUCAAGUUCUACGAGACGCCCUUGACAAACUCAAAAAUUGGAUUCAGAUUCACACAACACCCAUUGAAAGUAUCUAAGACUUUCGUACUUUUCAUCUCCGAUCAGACUGUAAAUAUGCCGUACUUGUUGGGUUAAGCAGCGAGGAAGAGGACGCCAACACCACUGUCGUUACUCGCCAAAUGCUCUUCGUCUUGGGAUUCUACUCUUUCGCGCCCUCAGCUAUCUCUCAUGGUUAGUAUCAAAACGCAAACAGCUCGG